AUGGUGGAAACAGAUAUGAGCUCGAUCUUGGCGGGAGUGCGCGAGGGGCUGAAGUCAAAGCAGAAGAGGGACCAAGAAGAAGCAUCCGACGAGAUUCGUGACAGAAUGGCUCUCAUCAUCAGAGACAAACCUAGUGAGCAGCUGAAAGAAGACUGCGAUACACUUUGUCGAUUUCUCGGUCAACAGAUCCUGCACGGCGAUUUGAACAGAAGACUCGGAGGACUUCUAGCACUUGAUCGACUGAUCGAUGUUCUUGCCGGCAGCGCGACCCAGAUAGUCCCUCGAUUCGUCAGCUAUCUGAAUAAAGCCCUGCAAAGUGAGGAUAUUCACACCCUUGUCUGCGCUUCAAAGUCGUUGGGGCGUCUCGUACCCCAAAGCGGAUUUCUAGCGAAAGAAUUGGUGAAGAGUGAGGUGCGGUCGGCUUUGGAACGUAUACAUGCUGGAAAUCUCGGCAGCAAGCGUCUGUUAGCAGCAUUCCUGACUAUCAAGGAGCUUGCGACAAACGCUCCAUCCUUUAUGCUUUUCUAUGCGGCUGAAAUAUUUGGAGUAGCAUGGAUUGGACUUCGCGAUUGUGAUCCGCUCCUAUGUGCGACGGCUGGAGAAGCCAUUGGUGAGUGCAUGAAGCUAACAACUGCGCGAGACCAACGCCUUGCCCAGCAGUGGUGCAUGCGGUUUCAUGAAGAAAUUCUCUUGGGACUCGGCUCCAAUGAUAAUCAAUGGAUAUUUGGAUCUCUACUGCUCCGGAAGGAAUUGGCACUUUACUGUGGCAUGCUCACGAUCAAGCAACAAAAACAGACCUGCGACUUCAUAUUCCGGCUCAGCAGCCAUCGAAGUUCCCGAAUCCAGGCGCAGAUAAUCACCAUUUUACCCUCUCUUGCUAGCCAUUCUCCACGAAUGUUUGCCCAGACCUACCUAGGCCCGUCCAUGGUCUUUCUAAAGGCUCACUUGGAGAAGGGCAAGGAGCGUGACACUGUCUUCCGUACCAUCGGGGAAAUGGCAAUUGCUAUGGACGACAGCAUGACUCCUUACUUGGGGGACAUCACAUGUUGCAUUCAAGAAGACCUUCAGAUGAAGGAGAAAGGUCGAACUCACGUCAACGAAGCAUCAAUUCUGGACUGUAUCCGCAUGCUGUCCCUCGCUUUGGGUCCAACCUUCUCAACCUACGCACAGAAACUUCUUGGAUUGAUGUUGACUUGUAAUAUAACUAGGGAGCUCCGAGAUUCCCUCCAAACAACAGCGGAGAAAAUCCCGUCUUUAGGACCAAGUAUACAGACCGACUUUCUUGCUCUUCUGGAACGGUUCCUCCUUGUCCCGGGCCCUGACGCAUGCACUAAUCCGGAUACCCACCUUCCAGCGAGAACUACCAACAAAGACCAUGAUAUUCCCACACAUCACCGAAACGAUACUUUUGCUUUUGCUCUCAACGUGCUAGGAGACUUUGAUUUUGGGUUUCUCCCGACCAGUGCUAUCGUCCAACAGGCCAUGUUCAAAUACGUGGAGCACGAAAGUCCAGAGGUUCGAAAGACCGCCGCAUUAACUUGUUGUCGAUACUUUUUACGUGAUCUCAAGCUGAAGCGCCCGGGGUGUAAAUUUCCUCGAAUUCCUCCCGACGUUCUCAGAAGGCUUCUAUCACUCGGCAUAGGAGACCCUGACGCGAGCAUUCGAGAAGCCGUGUUGUCCGCAUUUAGCUCUGAAUUCGACCGUCUUCUUGCACAGCCAGAUCAUAUCCGGUGCCUCUUCCUUGGCGCCAACGACGAAGUCUUCCAAGUUAAGAUUGCAGCGAUGUGCAUAAUUGGGCGCCUAUCAAGCGUUAACCCUGCUUACGUCCUUCCAUCACUCAGAAAGUUGCUUCUUAAUUUACUGACAGGUCUUGCUUUCGCCAAAGGCGUUCCUGAAAAGUUAGAGACGCUUCGGAUGAUCAAUGUCUUUGCCUCAAAUAGUACAUCGCUGCUAGAAGCAUAUGUCGCCCCGAUAUUGGAUAUCUUGCUCCCGAAAGCUACGGAUGAGAGCCAGGCUGUCGCAACUGCAACUCUCAACGCUAUUGCGAACCUUUUCAAAUUCGCCGGGCCCUCGGUGCAGGGUUACGGAGCAAGACUAAUGCCCUCCUUAUUGACUUCUCUUGCAAGCCUGACCUCUAAUACUCGGCGGGAAGCGGCCCUUGAAGCAAUUAGUCAACUUGCGCAGAAUGCAGGAUGUGCAACCUCUCCAUAUAUCGAGUUUCCAGAGCUCCUGCCUGCUCUCAUCAAGAUGGUAAAGGUCGAGGAAGUGGAGUCUAUUCGGUUGUCCACGACUAGGCUCCUUGGAACUCUGGGCGCUCUGGACCCAGUUAAAUGUCUUGGGCCAAAUGAUUCCACCUUGGAGCUGCAUCGCGUAAAUCAGGUCCCCAAGGAAUCGGGGAUGGACGAACACAUGCGCCGCCUGGACCUUACUGACGUGGAGGUUUUCCGAUCCGAGGUCUUCAAUUCCAUAUUGGACAAUGUCUUGUCCCAGCCUUCCUUGAAAAUGCUUCACCCAUCUGCCAUCGACGCCACAAUCAUGGUCUGCAAAGUCACCGGAAUGGAGUGCACAUCCUUCCUCGACAAGAUUAUCCCAACCUUUUUGUCAAUAAUUCAAGCAUCCUCGGAAAACAAUUUCGGAUACUACUUUAGCCAACUAAGUGCUCUGAUUGAUGUCAUCAGUCAACAUAUUCGCCCUUACCUAACAGAAAUUAUGGGUAUUAUUCGAAUGUUCUGGCACAAGAUGAAACAGGCCCCUCUCAUAUCAUUGAUAGAAACACUGUCAGUACACAUGGGCGAUGAAUUGAAGAGAUACAUUAGCAGCUUGCUUCCCAUGAUAGUUGCUACCUUGGAGGAUGGGACUUCGUCCGCGGCGCAGCGCAUCCUUCGUCUUCUAGUUGUGCUAGGUAACACCGUCGAGGAGUACAUGCAUGUUAUCGUUCCUUCUUUGAUACGACUCCUUUCCGGUCCUAUCUACUCGACGAAGGUCCGCAGGUCAGCCAUUGAUUGCAUUACAGACCUGUCAGAGGAAGUCGAUUUGUCCGAUCUCUCCUCUCCCCUGGUCCAGUCCCUUGCGGAUGUUCUGUCUGGCAAUGAGCAUGAUCUAGUGCAGGCGAGUAUGAAUUGCCUCUGCGCACUCAUGCGGUUGCUAGGACAAGACUUUAUUUGCUACACUCGGACUAUCAACAAAGCGCUAGCUAGUUACAAUAUCACUCACGAUGGGUACUCGACACUUCUGUGCAAGCUUCAAAAAGGAGAAAGCCUACCCCCACGUCUAGACACUACCGCUCGAGAUGAACGCAACGAAAACAUGUACGAGCGUCCUCUCAUGCGGCAAAGAGAUCUGAACGUUAACCUGGAACGCCUCAAGAACGCCUGGGAUACUUCUAGGAUAUUCACCACGCGAGAAUGGCAGCAGUGGAUUCAGGAGCUAACGCUCCACCUCCUAGAAGAAUCACCAUGCGCGAAUGUUCGGGCCUGUGCAAGCCUGGCAGAGCUAUAUCACCCCUUUGCAAAAAGUCUAUUCAACACGGCCUUUGCGUCAUGUUGGGCUGCGCUUCCCGAACAAUAUCAACAAAGCCUUUGUGAAUCUCUGGUGGACGCCCUUUCGUCCCCAAAUUCUUCCUAUAACAUUACCUCAACAGUUCUCAACCUGGCCGAGUUCAUGGACAGGUGCCACAAGCAUCUUCCCAUCGACACCGGGAUGAUGGCAUACCACGCAAAAAAGUCACAUAUUUAUGCCAAGGCUCUGCGCUAUGAAGAGUUACACUUUGAUGAAGAUCAGAACAUGAGCACACUGGAGACUCUUAUGUCAAUCAACAACCACCUUCAACAGCCCGACUCCGCACAUGGAAUUCUUCGUACGUCCCAUGAGCUUGGGAAAAGUGGUAUCCAGGAAAACUGGCUGGAGAACCUGCAUUACUGGAAAGCUGCUCUUACCUCAUACGUCAAGCGCGAGAGAGACUGUGAGAGCGCCGAAAAUUACGAAGACUGGAGUAUCACUUUGGGGAAAAUACGUUGCUUGCAUGCUCUCGAGGACUGGAAGGCGCUUUCCGAAAUCGCGAAUGAGAAGUGGAGCCGCGCAUCUCCAGAGCACCAGCGUGCCAUUGCGCCCUUAGCUGCUACCGCUGCUUGGCGACUCAAGAAUUGGGAGCUGAUGCAAACCCUCUUUGGUGGAAUCAAGCGGGGAACAGCAGAUCGGAGCUUCUUCGGUGCUGUGCUAGCUGUUCAUAAUGAUCGGUUUGAGAUUGCUGCAGCGCAUAUUCAGGAUGCGCAGAAAAAACUGGACCCCGAGCUCACUGUCAUGCUGGAUGAUUCCUACGGUCGCUCUUAUGAGGUCAUUGUGCGUCUACAGAUGCUCGCUGAAUUGGAAGAGAUCAUCAUUUACAAGAAGUCUGGCGACUCGGAAAGGCGGCGACAAAUCCAUGAGAUGUGGAAUCAGCGGCUGCUUGGGUGUCAGCGGAGUGUUGAAGUUUGGCAACGUAUAUUGAAUCUCCGGACUCUAUCUGGCUGUUCAGUCAGAGAUGACAUGGGGAUCUGGAUCAAGUUUGCUAACAUGUGUCGGAAAGAGAACCGUUUGGACAUGGCUGUGGAGACGAUAGUCUCCGUUGAGGGAGCUGCGUCAAAUAUUCAAGAGUCACCACUGACGGAGAUCACACUUGCUCGUCUCAAAAUUGACUGGAAGCUGGGGCGUCGACAGGAGGCAUUUGAUGGGCUGAAAACGCUCACGAGAAGCUUGGAGCAGCAACUUUACCAGAGCAAUCGAUCGAAGCGUUCUCUCAGUGAGAAUGACAAGCUUCCGGGCUUCAGAAGUACUCGAAAGGUCAUUUCAAAGUGCUAUCGAAGUCUGGCGGACUGGCAGAUGGCCCUCCACGAAGGCGCCUGGAAUGAAAGGCAUAUCCAAGCGAUCCUCGAUGCCUACCACGCUUCCAUGCAGCACAACAAAGAUUCCUACAAGACAUGCCAUAUCUGGGCCCUCGCCGCCUACAAGACAGCACGCGUGAUUGGCAGAGACACAUCCUUGAAGUUGAAGAUCCCCGAGAGUACGCUGCGCGGCUACAUAAUAUCGGCUAUAGAGGCGCUGUUCCAGUCGAUCUCCUUGUCACCUAACUCGCCUCUUCAAGAUAUCCUCAGGGUUUUGACGCUCUGGUUCACGCAUGGCAACGAAAAGGAAGUCAACAUGACGGUAAAUGGAGGAAUCUCGCUUAUCAGCCUAGAUGCAUGGCUUGCAGUAAGUCCUCAGCUGGUAGCUCGUAUCACCAGCCCCAGUAAGUUCGUGAGAGCUACUGUGCAGCGAUUACUUACGGAGGUGGCCAAGACCCACCCGCAGGCUUUGGUCUACCCGUUGACCGUCGCGAUGAAAUCACAGAUUGCUCGGCGUUCCCAGUCCGCAUGUGAUAUAAUUGGUGACAUGAAGCGACAUAGCCCCAAUCUUGUUCUACAGGCAGACACCAUCAGUCAGGAGCUUAUCCGCGUCGCCGCUCUGUGGCAUGAGCUCUGGCAUGAGGCGCUCGAGGAGGCUUCUAGGGUGUGUUUUGUGCGCAAUGAUAUUGAAGGGAUGAUCAACAUGCUCAAGCCAUUACAUGCGAUGAUAGAGGCUGGUCCUGUGACACUGAAUGAGAUUGCAUUUCUUCAGGCCUUCGGUCGCUAUCUAAACGAGGCGAAGCAAUACUGCCAGGCGUAUUUGGCGAGCCGCGCAGUCGGCGACAUCAACCACGCAUGGGGCUUGUACACUCUUGUCUAUCGGCGGAUUGGCACCCAACUGCCGCUUAUGCUGCAGCUUGAGAUGGGGUCAAUCUCGCCGAAGCUCAAGAACUGCGUAAAUCUUGACAUUGCCGUUCCCGGUACCUAUCGCAACCACGCCAGCCCCGUGAUUAAAGUCGCGCACUUUGAUCCUAAUCUGCCUGUCAUCGAAAGCAGGAAGCGACCGCGAAGACUGAGAAUUUUUGGUGACGACGGGAAUGUCUACAUGUACCUCCUGAAAGGCCAGGAAGAUAUCCGCCAGGACGAGCGUGUAAUGCAGCUAUUUGGUCUCGUCAACACCCUCUUCGCAGGCGAUUCGGAAAGCGUUCGGCGGCAGCUCGCGGUUCAACCGUUCCAAGCCAUCCCUCUAUCCCAAAGCUCCGGUCUUCUCGGGUGGGUCUCGAACAGUGAUACCCUUCACUCCUAUAUUAAGGAGCACCGCGAAGCCCGCGAGACAAAACUCAACAUCGAGUUAAACCUAAUGUUGCGGAUGUCGCCCAACUACGAUAAGCUCCCUUUACUCGCCAAAGUUGAGACAUUCAAAGAUGCUAUGGCCAAAACGACCGGCAAGGACCUCUACCAGGUGCUCUGGCUGAAGAGCCCCAGUUCCGAAGCUUGGCUGGUCCAUCGAACGCACUACACGCGCUCGCUGGCCGUGAUGUCAAUCGUGGGGUAUAUCCUCGGCCUAGGCGAUCGCCACCCAUCGAACUUGCUCCUGCAUCGCGACACUGGGAACAUUGUGCAUGUCGAUUUCGGCGAUUGUUUUGAAGUCUCUUUACAGCGGAGUCAAUUUCCCGAGAAGGUCCCGUUCCGCCUCACGCGCAUGAUGGUGGUCGCUAUGGGGAUUGGGAACUUGGAAGGGAACUUUCGCGCCGCAUGUGAAAUUGUGGUGAGGGUUCUCAGGACUCAUAAGGAGGCUAUCAUGACUAUUCUUGAGGCGUUCCUCCACGAUCCUGUCUUAACCUGGCAGGGCUCCCAACCUCCUGGUCCUCAACAACAAAAGCCCGGCGAGAUCGACGGUCUAGAGGAUAUUGGCCACAUUGGCCAAGUAACUGAAUCACCUUCCUUCCGUCGGUCCUCUGUCCUGGGCGCCGGCGUCCUUGAUCCCCAGCAAGGAGACGAAAAAAACAGCGUCGGCGGUGAAGAAAUCCUCAAUGUCCGCGCCGUCGAGGUUCUCGCUCGAGUGGAGCAGAAACUUACCGGUUUUGACUUUCGAAAGGCGAAGAUGGGUGUUGAAGAGCAGGUCAGGAAACUGGUUGAGGAGGCCACUAACAUCGAGAAUCUCUGUCAGCAUUAUGUUGGAUGGUGUCCGUUUUGGUGA
Aspergillus affinis is the source of this 7059-nucleotide messenger RNA. RefSeq names its product phosphatidylinositol 3 and 4-kinase family protein. The record is from RefSeq and is a predicted model, not a curated record. Bases 1 to 7059 code for a protein of 2352 amino acids. Gene Ontology annotation, molecular function: protein binding; protein serine/threonine kinase activity; protein-containing complex binding. Gene Ontology annotation, cellular component: TORC2 complex; nucleus; TORC1 complex. Gene Ontology annotation, biological process: TOR signaling; negative regulation of macroautophagy; protein phosphorylation. Lineage: Eukaryota; Fungi; Ascomycota; Eurotiomycetes; Eurotiales; Aspergillaceae. The transcript has 3 exons.